Molecule: messenger RNA, 2349 nt
Organism: Anopheles coustani
Lineage: Eukaryota; Metazoa; Arthropoda; Insecta; Diptera; Culicidae
Exons: 1
Coding region: 1-1674 (557 amino acids)
Source: RefSeq, a predicted model, not a curated record
AUGCAAAACAAUAACAAUAUAAGCAACAGUAAUACAGCAAAUUUUAACAGCAGUCUCAUGAACAUCGGCACACCUUCUACUCCCGCAAUUGCAAGCAAUAGUAGCAAACCACAUUUCGGUUUGAUGUCAAACCCUCCUCCACCCUCUUCAGGAUCGUUAUCAUCAGCAUCGAUGGGCAACCUUGCCUCCACGCCUGUCGCUGCCGCCAAUGCAUCGACGAACAGUGCGGGAUCGAUGCUACUUGCCAACAAUAAUCAUGGCUCGAACCCGACGACGGUUGCGGCUGCGGUUGCAGCUGCUGCUGUAGCGGCAAAGAUGAACGGUAACGCUAUCCACCAGCAACAUCGACUGUCGGCGGCAACACCCGUGCCAUCGUCGCCCUCUCUAAUAACAUGCCACCCAAACGGCAUCGGUGGUGGAAGUACUGUCCUUUUGAGUGGCGGGUGUGCCGGUGCUUCCAGCAAUAACCAGUCCGCUGUGUACCAAUCACAUUCGCCUUUGUCGCAACUAUCAGCAGCGAAAGCUAUUGCUGCAGCGGUAGCAGCCGCAGCAGCAACGGUUGCCCAGCAACAACAGACUCAUUAUCGCCAGCAGCAGUUACAUCCACUGUCGACAUCGCUAACAGCAACUUCGCCGCAGUUGGCAUUGCCAUCGAAGAGUUCGUCAAUUUACAUUAAACAUAAGAGUAUCCCUAUCGGAGAUGAUAAUCAUUCUUCUGGGUCUAUGCGAACAUUGACUGGUUCCUCACAAAAGCAAUCAUCAGUUACGAGCAAUACCCCGAACGUGGCUUUGGGCACCGGCACCGGUACCAGUGUCAGCAGCGGCACCAUUCCAUCGAUCUUGGGAUCGUUUACCGGGGGAGAAUGCAACGAUACUGUACGGACGCUAGUGGCGACAGUGGGGGCGACAAGUAUGAUCGCCACACUAGCGUCGCCUGUGCCGUCGAAAAUGCUGCUCACAACGUCGUCCUCUGGUAGUCAUAGUAAUAUAAGCAUCGGUAGUACUGUUAAUCAUGUCCACCGGUUUAUUACCGGUGGUCUGUCUCCGUCCUCAUCGUCUUCAACGGCGACUGGUGUUGGUACUUUUACUCCGUCGUCGUCGUCGUCGUCGACGGUUGUAAACCCGAUGGACAGCCACACGCAAAGCAAUGCAUUCAAUAUCAGCAACAAAAGCGGUAGUCAAAACGUCGAGCUUUCCAGCACGAGUCCGGAAGUUGGUGCUUCAAAUAAUAUUGCAAAAGGUGAACCAUACGAGGUGCAGAAAGAUCUAUCAUCGGCAUUGGAUGUCAAUGCUUUAUACAAUGAAGGAGCCAUGGUGCAGAGUGGAUCAGCAUCAGAGGAAUACGUUGAAAAUAGCAUAAGCUGUAGCAUUAAUAAUAUUCAUCGGAAGUGUAACACUCUCAAGCACAAGGUGACCGACAAUGACGACGACGGCGGUGACGAACCGGCAACAAAAAGGCGAGUACCGGGAGGGGUAUGUGAAGCGAACGACUAUUCCAACGCGAAUAUGACUGAAACGGGCGAACUUAUGAGUGAAGCGAACGGCAACGAAUCGGGCGGAAUCGAUGGAAAGGAUGCUGCCAUUAUCAGAACGUUUGCCGCGAAUGGGAUUGCCGCUGGUGGACAAAGUCCACGUUCAACAACACCGCUGGAAAGGUGCAAGAUUCCUCUUUGAACGAGCGAUUGAGUCGGGAGUGUUUUUGUAAGGUUUGUACAACGCCAAGUAGGGCACAUUAUUCCGGCGCACUGUACUAGGUAGAAUGCUAACAAAUGAGAGGUGUGAGAUACACUACAAUUUACCUGUUCUCUCCAUCCGGAAGGGAUUCAUUUUUCUAACAUUGAUCAAAGCGCGUUUGAAGCGGUAAAGCGAGGCGCCUUCCAAGCAAACGGAUUAAUUUGACGAUGGUUCACCAUAACAAAAAAGUGAAUCAUUAUAUGAUCAUGGGAAACCGCAUCAAACCAAGCCAAACAUAUGUUUUUCGGACUUAUCAAACAUAUGUUCUUCUGACUUAUCAUUAAUAUCGCCUCAUUUUGACCCAUCACUCAAGCGGCAUCUCCUUUUUCUGGCCUUCAUCUGGUAACCGAAUUUUGAACGCCCCGUAGGAGUAACGAAAUUGUGUGCGAAACAUUCGAAGAAAACCUGUUUUGAAGACAUCGUUCUCGGCGAACUUGUGGCAGGAAGUGUACAUACUAUUACUCAAAAGGAUACCAACAGCCACUGCAGAAGAAUGUUUCCUGUGCGCAGUCUUCAUCGGUCAUCGGCCAAAUUUGCAUAACUUUAAAAAAAAACAAAAAAAAAGGACAAACACACCUCUCAGGGUUCGCAAUACGUCUCUUCCUUACGUGCAAA